This is a messenger RNA of Marasmius oreades (fairy-ring Marasmius), 1005 nucleotides long. RefSeq lists its product as uncharacterized. The record is from RefSeq and is a predicted model, not a curated record. The transcript has a single exon. Gene Ontology annotation, biological process: mitochondrial translational elongation. Bases 1 to 1005 code for a protein of 334 amino acids. Lineage: Eukaryota; Fungi; Basidiomycota; Agaricomycetes; Agaricales; Marasmiaceae. Gene Ontology annotation, molecular function: protein binding; translation elongation factor activity. Gene Ontology annotation, cellular component: mitochondrial matrix.
AUGUUGCGCUCCCUCCAACAACAAGCAUGGGCUCAACUGUCCUUACGACGACUAUACUCGACCUCCCCCAAAACCACAGUUCAACUGGUCUCUGAACUCCGCAAAAUUACCAAUGCACCUAUAAUAAAGGCCAGGCAAGCCCUGACGGAGACCAACAACGAUUUCGAUGCUGCCUUGAAAUGGCUGGAAAAGGAUCUACUUACCUCCGGUGCCGCUAAAGCAGAAAAAAUUAAGGACAGACAGGCCUCCGAGGGUCUCAUCAGCAUCUCUAUCGCAAAUGCUGGACUUGGCUCUCGAACAAGAGACCCCGUCAAAGCCGCUAUCAUAGAGCUCAGCUGCGAAUCCGACUUUGUGUCGAGAACAGAUGAGUUUGCGCGUCUAGCGGCAGACAUCGCGCACACUGUUGCUCAUAACCCAGGAAUUGGUGAAAACAGCGUGUUUUCGUCAGUGGAUAUACCGAGCCUUUUGGAGACACCAUUAGCGUCUGCACACCGGUCAGGAGGGACAAUAGGUAAUUCCAUCAUAGAUCUAAUUGCGAGAAUUGGGGAGAACAUUGCUCUACGACGUGCAGCUCUACUCGCACCUGGACCCUCUAGCUCAAACGACGCCGGCUUCCGAGCGGCUUCAUAUAUCCACAGCCCUCUCCCCAAUUUCCCUUCACAAGGCCGCAUGGGCAGUCUCGCGCUUUUAUCUCUUCAAUCUCCACGUAUUCUUGAAAUUUUGAAACAAGACACGUUCCUCUCGGAUCUGGAGAGGUUGGAACGCGCGCUUUGCCGCCAGAUAGUUGGAUUCAGACCACUGUCAGUCAGUAAACCCAUCUCUGUGGAAGCAGGGGAGGAUAGCGUUUUAUACAAGCAGCCAUUCGGGAUGCUUGGUGGAGUCAAUGCUAUCUUACCCGUACGGAAAGUAAUGGAUGAAUGGCAGAGGGAACAUGGUCUUGACAAAAUUGAGGUGUCUGAUUUCAUCCGAUGGGAGGUAGGGGAAUCCAGUAAAGAGAGGAGCUAA